This is a messenger RNA of Saprolegnia parasitica CBS 223.65, 711 nucleotides long. RefSeq lists its product as hypothetical. The coding region runs from base 1 to 711 and encodes 236 amino acids. The transcript is spliced from 7 exons. Lineage: Eukaryota; Oomycota; Saprolegniomycetes; Saprolegniales; Saprolegniaceae. Gene Ontology annotation, cellular component: membrane. The record is from RefSeq and is a predicted model, not a curated record. Gene Ontology annotation, molecular function: P-type transmembrane transporter activity.
AUGUCGUCGCCAGAAACCAAUGUGGCGCCGUUCACAAGCCGCAACAAGGACAUUCGGGACGUCGUUGCCUUGAUCCAAGAAGGGCGCUGUGCGCUCACCACGUCUCUCCUCGCGUUCAAGUACAUGGUCAUGUACCCCGUGAUCGAGACGACGCUCAUCACGGUCAUCAACCACGUUCAAGCCACGUUCUCCAACAACCAAUACCUCUUCGACGACCUUGUUGUCGUGCUCGGACCAGGGGCGCCAGCGGUCCUGGGUUCGAUCGCGGGCCAGACAGCCCUUUUUGGUCUCUUUUUUGCGCUGCCGCUCUGGCUCGCGCACUCGCAAGACUGGUUCUGCGCGCCGCCAGACGUCGCGUCGGGCCGAAAGCCGUGCUUUGCCUACCAGCCCGACGAGUCGGGCGACAUGACGGUGCACGCGCACGAAGUGUCGAUCGUCUGGACCACGGGUCAUCUUCAGUACCUCCUCCUGGCCAUCGCCUUCAACUUGAAGGACCCUUUCCGCAAAAGCGUCUGGACCAACGCAUCGUUCGUGCUCUACACCCUCGGGAUGACUGUGCUCCUCUCGUACAUUCUGCUUUCGCCAGAAAGCGAUCUCAAUAUGGCGUGGCUCGACCUCACGACACCGCUACCCCCAACGUUCUGCCGCCAAGUCCGUGGCCCCUUGUCCGUCGUGGGCGCAGGUCGGCGGCGCAUGGUCGUUGGCGCAUGA